Molecule: messenger RNA, 1521 nt
Organism: Myodes glareolus (Bank vole)
Lineage: Eukaryota; Metazoa; Chordata; Mammalia; Rodentia; Cricetidae
Product: secreted and transmembrane protein 1b
Biological process (GO): immune response
Cellular component (GO): membrane
Molecular function (GO): cytokine activity
Source: RefSeq, a predicted model, not a curated record
AACCCUGGUGCUCAGAGGGUUUGGGGCUCUAUGGGCUAAAGCCUAUGAGUUUGAAACCAUCAGGCAGGGUGUGCCUGAGGCUGCCUCUUGCCUCGAAGAUCUGUCCAGAGUAAAGGCGGGGCUGAGCUACUCCACAGGUGCCUUGGAGCCGCUGCCGCUGCCGGGAAUAGAGUAGACCUGGGCUUUGGACCUGAGCUCCGUGAAGGGCAGAGGUAGCAGCUGGAUUCUUCGGUACUGAAUGGGAAGAGGAGAAUGGCGACCUCACUCUUCCUUGUCAUCUGACCAUGAGUAUGGGAAGCCAAGCGCAUGCAGUUGCCCAGGUCUUCAGGAGAGGGGCUUAGUGCACACGGGGCCCGCUGUGGUUGGUAUUUGUGGACUUCUAAGGCUGGCCACUCAGAACUGGGAAUCUACGCCACGUUUGGUCAGGGACACUGUGAAUCCUGGUUUUUUGUUCCCGUCGUAAUGUACUGUCCAAAAACCACUGACCAGAACAAUUGUCUUCUGAGGCCCAUCCUAUGAAUGAGCCAUGGUGGCCUACCCUGUAACGUCCACUGGCUCAUUUCCCAGAAUUCUCUGGACCCUCCUUCUCCUGGCUGCCUCCCUGAAUGCCCAUAAUCAAAAUUGGGACAACCCCGUAUGCACCAAACCGGAAGUGUCCGCUCUCAGAGGUAGCUGCGUGCUGAUGGCUUGUAACAUCUCCCACACCUUCAAAGACGUCACCAUUGAGCUAACUGCCAAUGGAAAGACCAUGACCAUCUUCUACAAAAAGCCUCCAGGAAACUACUUUAAAGAUCCAUGGCACCUCCAGAUUCAAGGAGGCCAUGCCCAACUGGUGAUCACAGGUGUCCAGGACAUCCACGCAGGGGCGUACCUGUGGAGGCUGCAUGGACUCCAGAGAAAAGACGAAAACUUGACCCUGAAUGUUACUGAACCCCGAGACCAGGAAGGCUCGAAAUGUGGAAAACUCUUCACGUUCUCCAAUUCCAAAGACCUAGACACCACCGACCGGAAGCCAGAGAGCUUGCAAGUCAAUGCUGAGCCCCCAUCUUCAGUGAGCAACGGGGUCAUCGUCGCCAUUGUCAUCAUUAGCAGCGUGAUAAUAGGAGCCAGUGUGUAUGCCUGCUGCAAGUGCUCCCGUUCCCCGAAGUACCACAGAUAUGAAAUGCCAGGGCCUGGUCUGACUCAUGGGUUUCCUGGCGGUCCCCACUGGACACUGCCUAAGGUCUUCCACGUCCUGCAGCAAAAGAAGGUGAUUUUGCUGCACGGUGCUUGUGGAGGUGAGAAGAGAGCGUUGGAUCCCCUGAAACCAGAGCUACAAACGGUUUGAACCACCACAUGUGUGCUGGAAACGGAAACCAGGUCCUUUGCAAGAGAAGCAAGUGCUCUUACUGCCUAGUCCUUUUCUCCAGCGCCUAAAGAUUCUUCUUCUUGUUGUUGUUUUGUUUCGUUUUUGGAGAGAGGGUUUCUCUGUGUAUCUCUGGCUGUCCUGGAACUCACUCUGUAGACCAGGCUGGCCUUGAC